UAAUUUCUUUUGUUUGUAUUUUGUUUGCUACAGUUGUCAAUCAGCGGUGGCCAUCUUAAAAGGGAUAUAUCAUGCAAAAUGUACUCUUUUAGCCAUAAAAUACAUUUUGUUGUGUACUUGGAGUCUCUAGGAGUGCAGAAAAGUUUAAUUUUGACUCUCUCAGUGCUACAUAGAUAUCUUGAUUUUCUGUUUGGAUCAUAUUUUUCAACCUGUUCAGUUUUCUACAUUUUGCAUGACGUCCUCUGAACUAUUACGCCAAAUUAUUUGCAACAGAAUUCAGACCAAAUUGUUGCAGUUCCACUUUAUAUAGACCCAAGCUGAAGGAUUCAAAUGGGAAAAAUAAAGAUUUAAAAGCAUGAAAUAUCUACUUUAAAUGGGAUUUAUUCCAAAAGUCAGUCAGUUGUAGAUGCUCAUCUAAUAAUUACUUUCUAAGAGUUUUCUUCCUGUCUGUCCACUGGUUCAUGACAUAUUUACACACACAAACACACACACACAUGCAGUAAACGUGUCACCAUGUUUGCRUUUCAUCAUCAAAGCAUUCUUCCUUGCAGUUCUGUUUAAGGAUUGGAGCAGCUUCUACGCUCUGGUGGAGCCUCUUUCCAAACUGCGAGCAGAGAUUGGCUCAGAGCUGUGCCACUCAGACAGCAAAUACUCUCUGACUUCCUCCGUCCUCGCUUCCUAGUGCUGGCUGAGAGGAGGGAGGGGAAUGGAUCUCUUUCUGUGUGAGACGCCGGCACCACCUCACCCUGCUCCUCCCCACCACCUGCCCUUGACUGGGCGAGACACGGGGGAAGCUGCCCUGCUCUCUCCUCCUCUGCUCCACCCUUCCUGCCUGUCUUCAUGUGUGCAUCUGCAGUCCUGCUGAAACCUGACUGCUUCCCUCUACCUGUGGUGCUUCAGAGGAGCAGUGAGGAGGGGAACCUUGGUCCUCGGCCGGUGGAGCUCUGAUGGGAGGCGGCGUCGACUCUGGCUGGGACUGGGGAUGCUGAACGGGGGGAGGGAGGGCCUGUUUGAGCUGGGACAGCAGCUCCAGCAGCAGGGGGAGUACCAAGCCGCCCUCCACUGCUUCCUCAGCUGCCUGCUGGGACUGACCCAUGUGCAAAGCUUCACCUCUCUGCCUAACUGCCUACAUCAGAUUGCAGAGCUCUUCAUCACCGAAAAGAACUAUGGGAAGGCCCUCCAGUUCAUCCAAGCUGAAAAGAUGUUCUACGAAGUGGCGCUGAUCGAACUCACAGCUCUYCAGGGAAGCACAGGACCUCAGGAGGAGGCCAGUCUGGGCUCCGCAGGAUGGACGACCCCAGAGGAACUUUCAGAGCAGGCGUCCCAAGCGCAGCACCUGGAACGGCUGGCUCAGCUCUGCAUCAUGAGCAAACAACCUCAUCUCGCCCUAGAAUACAGCGGUAAGGCAACAAAAAUCCACCAAAGGGCCUUUGGUAAUGACCAUCCAUUUACAGCCAGAAGCCUGGAGCUGAUGGCAACUGUCUAUGCUGAGAUCGGCAAGACUGAAUAUUCAGACUCUCUGGGCCAGUGUGUGUCUGCGCUGUCCAAACGCUUCACUGCUGCAGAGUCCCUUCGAGACGCAACCGUCAACUGUCUUCCUCCUUCCCACCGGGACAAACACUCAGAGGUGCACCACAGAAAGGACACACACCACCAACUAGAGGACGCGCUGAAACCCAAGGUAACCAGUGGCAUCGUCCCUACCUCCAUUCUAAAGAGGCCAGGUCCCAACUAUGGGUCCCACACGGAACUGAACCACAGGCGGAAAGGCGAGCGGAGGGUUCGAUUCAGAGAGCCAGAGACCACUGUACAUGAUAUUUCUUACUGUGAGUGUUUAGAUGCCUAUGAGACGACACCGUCCCGCCCCCACCUGGCUCUCUUCACCUGCCUCUUCCUGCUGAUGUCAUUCCUGGGUGUAGCCAUGUAUUGCACGGACCGCCGGCGCCCGCAGAGAGCGUGCGAGGAGCUGGAGGCCGCCCUGGCUGUCUACCUGCUGCACAUGAAGCAGCUUCUGUGGGGCUGCUGGAUAUGGCUGACCAUGCAGUGACUGUGACAACACACCCGUGGAGACAUGGAGCGUCCUUUCUGUUUUUAUUCCUCUUCUUUAUUAUUAUUAUCUUAGACGGUGCCUGGGCCUACAAACACCUCAGCCAUUUUUUUCUCCCCCCAAGACUCUAUUUACCGUGUGGUGUUGCACUACUCCCACGUUCAAAAAGAGACAUCUGUCAUCCCUGAUUAUGUAACUUCCAUGUAUAUAUGUAGAAUGAUAUGACAAAUGCCACCUUCUAUUUAAGUUUUGAUGACAUUUUGCACUUUUGCAGGCUCAGUGCUCACAUAACCACCUGAUAUUUUUUCAGUUUGUGUCACAGUCUUUAGCCUGUGCSUGGGUGUUUCCAAGGAAGGCAGAUUUUUAUUCUGUUACAGUACAUAAAUUAAUGCAUAACAGUCAUUACAGAGAAAUGAAUGUGUAUAUACAUAUAUAUAUGGGCUCAAUAUAUUAAGGACUAUCAGUAUUUAGGCUUGUAAUUGCACAUAAAUGAAUGUAAAGAUGUUUAUUUCAUUGGCAAUGUGCACAUCUGAAAGGAAGACUAUGGCUACAUUCACACUGCAGGCAAAUGCCACUCAAAUCAGAUAUUUUUGCCCCCAUGUGACCCAGUCUGAAAAUGACAAAUUAGAUUUUUACGAAUCCAAUCCAGGCCUUCAGUAUUUGGUUUUAAAUUGAAUACAUAUCUAAUGAUUUCAGAAAUAUAUAAUAGUACAGUUAGUAUUGAACCGUAUUGAURCUAAAGUCACUGGAUCAAUUCUUUAGUUUGUUCUGUCUGCUGGGAGUAAAACGAUGUCUCGAUCCAAAAAUAAAAUGCUGCGCCGGAGUAGCCGGCAACAGGAAGGUUCAAAUGUAGACGGUGAACUAAAACAUGUCACAUUAUUAUUAAAUCUGCUCUGAUUGCACAACUUCAGAAUCGACAUG
This is a messenger RNA of Austrofundulus limnaeus, 2968 nucleotides long. RefSeq names its product chromosome unknown C14orf180 homolog (gene cunh14orf180). Gene Ontology annotation, molecular function: connexin binding. The coding region runs from base 983 to 2047 and encodes 354 amino acids. The record is from RefSeq and is a predicted model, not a curated record. Gene Ontology annotation, biological process: positive regulation of Golgi to plasma membrane protein transport. NCBI's taxonomy places the organism in Eukaryota, Metazoa, Chordata, Actinopteri, Cyprinodontiformes, Rivulidae. The transcript has 10 exons. Gene Ontology annotation, cellular component: trans-Golgi network; plasma membrane; transport vesicle.